Entrophospora candida is the source of this 1323-nucleotide messenger RNA. The record is from the annotation of a GenBank genome assembly. Lineage: Eukaryota; Fungi; Glomeromycota; Glomeromycetes; Entrophosporales; Entrophosporaceae.
AUGGCUAUGGAUUUAAGGGUAGGUAAUAAAUAUCGUAUAGGAAGAAAGAUCGGUUCAGGUUCUUUUGGUGAAAUUUAUCUUGGAACAAAUAUUAUUAAUGGCGAAGAAGUUGCUAUAAAACUUGAAUCUACAAAGGCUAAACAUCCACAAUUAGAAUAUGAAGCAAAAGUUUAUAAAACUCUUGCUGGUGGCGUGGGCAUUCCAUUUGUCCGCUGGUACGGUACUGAAUGCGAUUAUAAUGCUAUGGUGAUUGAUUUAUUGGGUCCAUCAUUAGAGGAUUUGUUCAAUUUUUGUAAUCGCAAAUUUUCAUUAAAGACUGUACUAUUAUUAGCCGAUCAAUUGAUUUCUCGAAUUGAAUAUAUACAUUCAAAAAAUUUCAUUCAUAGAGAUAUUAAGCCUGAUAAUUUCUUAAUGGGAAUUGGUAAACGUGGUAAUCAAGUUAAUGUGAUCGAUUUUGGCUUGGCCAAAAAAUAUCGCGAUCCAAAAACACAUUUACACAUUCCUUAUAGAGAAAAUAAGAAUUUAACAGGCACAGCUAGAUACGCAAGUAUUAACACUCAUUUAGGAGUUGAACAAUCUCGUCGUGACGACCUUGAGUCACUGGGUUAUGUAAUGAUGUAUUUUUGUCGUGGAUCACUUCCAUGGCAAGGUCUUAAAGCCGCAACAAAAAAACAAAAAUAUGAUCGUAUUAUGGAAAAGAAAAUGACCACUCCCACAGAACUUCUUUGUCGCACAUUCCCUAAUGAAUUUGCUAUCUAUUUGAAUUAUACAAGAUCUCUUAGAUUUGAUGAUAAACCAGAUUAUAGCUAUCUAAGAAAAUUGUUCCGAGAUUUGUUUGUUCGUGAAGGAUUUCAAUACGAUUAUGUAUUCGAUUGGACAAUUUUCAAAUAUGUAUUUCAUCCACCUUUACAAAUGCCAGAAGAUGCAAAUAAUGCUGGUGAAGUUAUUGAUGAAGAUAUCAAGAAUCAAAAACGUGCUGUUAAUAAUAGACAAGCUGUCACUGCCUCAAAUUUUGCUAACGAUCCUUCAACACCUCGCCGUCCAACAAAUAAACCAAUUUAUGGAACCGGUAUCAGUUCUACAAGAGCUGCUACAUCUACCACACCACAACCCAUUGCAAGUGGCUCAUCACGGUUAACAUCAGUUCCUAGGCGUAAUAAAGAUACUGCUGCACCUGUUACAGAUAAUAAUAAUAGAGUUGUAACUUCAGAUAGACUACUUCGUAGUCAAACUAAAAAUAAUCCAGCGGCAGUAAAUUAUUUAGGUUCGUAUAAAGGUGGUAGAAAAGAUGAUCCAACCGGUGGAAACGGACAAUGGUAUUAA